AUGGUCUCCGCCUCAAAAGCUGCCCGUCAGGCCAAGCGCGCCGCUGACCCCGACGCGAAGCCCAAGAAGACGGCCACCUCCAAGCUCUCGUCCAAGGCAAACUCCAAAACUGCCUCGUCAGCCUCCUCCGUCAAUGGCGAUGGCGACGAGGAUCUCGAACUCAACGAGGAGGUGAAGAAGCUCACCAUGCAGGAAGACAAGCACGGUUUGUCCGACCGCGUCACAACCGGUGUGCUUGCCUCGCUCGCGCAGUCCCGCGACGUCAAGAUCAUCUCCUCUUCGCUCGUGUUUCACGGCAAGGUCCUCUUCAACGAUGCCACCAUCGAGAUCAACUACGGUCGACGAUAUGGAUUGCUGGGUGAGAACGGCUGCGGAAAGACGACGCUGCUCAAGGCCAUCGACGCCCGCGAGUUUCCCUUCCCAGAGCACAUCGACAUCUACCUGCUGAACCAGGGUGCGCCCAAGACCGAGUUGGGUGCCUUGGAGUGGGUCGUCCGCGAGGCCGAAAACGAGCUGGCUCGUCUGGAGAAGCUGGCAGAAGACAUUCUUGAGAAGGAUGGGCCUGAGAGCCCCCUGCUCGACGACAUCUACGAGCGUCAAGAGAGCAUGGAUCCCUCCACCUUCCACACCCGCGCUUCCCUCAUUUUGACCGGUCUCGGUUUCAACAAGGUCACCAUCAACAAAAAGACCAAGGACAUGUCCGGUGGAUGGCGUAUGCGUGUCGCGCUCGGUAAGGCUCUGUUCGUCAAGCCUGCUCUGCUGUUGCUCGAUGACCCGACUGCCCAUUUGGAUUUGGAAGCCUGUGUGUGGUUAGAGGAGUACAUGAAGAAGUGGGAUCGCACCCUUAUCCUUGUUUCCCAUUCCAUGGAUUUCUUGAAUGGUGUCUGCACAAACAUGCUCGAUAUGCGCAUGAAGAAACUCAUGUACUACGGAGGUAACUACGACACCUACCACAAGACUCGCACCGAGCAGGAAGUCAACCAAAUGAAGGCCUAUGAGAAGCAGCAAGACGAGAUCAAGCACAUCAAGAAGUUCAUCGCUUCUGCUGGUACCUAUGCCAAUUUGGUCAGGCAGGCCAAGUCUCGCCAGAAGAUUUUGGACAAGAUGGAGGCGGAUGGCUUGAUCGAGCCUGUCGUCGGUGAUCGUGUCUUCACAUUCCGUUUCGCCGAUGUCGAGAAGCUGCCGCCGCCGGUUCUGUCGCUCGACGACGUUACCUUUUCCUACUCUGGCGAUAAGAAGGAUAACCUGUACGAGAACUUGGACUUCGGUGUUGAUAUGGACUCUCGAACAGCACUUGUCGGUCCCAAUGGUGUUGGCAAGUCGACAUUACUCAACAUCUUUACUGGCAAGCUCAGCCCCACAUCUGGUAUCGUCUCCCGACACACCCACUUGAAGCUCGGUGUGUACAGCCAGCACUCCGCUGAACAACUCGACCUCACCAAGUCCGCUCUUGACUUCGUCCGUGACAAGUUCUCACAUGUUAGCCAAGACUACCAGUACUGGCGCCAGCAGCUCGGUCGUUACGGCUUGACUGGUGAGGGCCAAACUUCGAAGAUGGCAACCCUGUCCGAUGGACAGAAGAGCCGAAUUGUUUUCGCUCUGUUGGCCAUCGAGGGCCCCAACAUGUUGCUUCUCGAUGAGCCUACUAACGGUCUGGAUAUUCCCACUAUCGAUAGUUUGGCAGAUGCUAUCAACGCUUUCAGCGGUGGUGUCGUUGUCGUGUCUCACGACUUCCGAUUGCUCGACAAGAUCGCGAAGGAUAUCAUGGUGUGCGAACACAAGACUGUUCGACGAUGGGACGGCAGCAUUGGCGAGUACAAGGACCAUCUCCGAAAGAAGAUGUCGUCGACUGGUGCCCUUUAA
This is a messenger RNA of Cucurbitaria berberidis CBS 394.84, 1863 nucleotides long. RefSeq names its product ATP-binding cassette sub-family F member 3. Bases 1 to 1863 code for a protein of 620 amino acids. The transcript is spliced from 3 exons. The record is from RefSeq and is a predicted model, not a curated record. NCBI's taxonomy places the organism in Eukaryota, Fungi, Ascomycota, Dothideomycetes, Pleosporales, Cucurbitariaceae. Gene Ontology annotation, molecular function: ATP binding; ATP hydrolysis activity.